GAGUGAGAUCUAGCCUUUGCCCUUUUCCUUGACAAGAGAGUGCUGUUCUUGUCCUCUUUCUUUCCAUUUUAUUGUGGGAUUGUUCCAUCUCCAUCUCUUUCCAUGAGAGGAGGAAGAGGGGUUUGGAUUUCUUUGGCAUAAGUGAGGGCAUAUAAUAAAGGAGGGUGUACAGAGUAAAGAUCACAUGGGAGCUUUUUGGCAUGUGACAGCUCCUUUUGGGUUUCUGGUUCCACCCUUUCUCUAUUUUUCAUGAAACCCAACUGAGCGCCUCUCACUUCCUUCUUCCAACUACUUGGAAUAUCUCAGUUAUUUUUUCCACCAUUUUCUUGCAGGAUUCUCUUCAUUCAUCUACGUUCUCUCUCAUUCUGUCUCUUCUGCCUGUUCAUCCUCAUCUAUUUGUUGCUAGUCCUGCUCUCUUUCCUAGCCAUAAAAAUGCAAUCCAUGGUUUGAAACACCCAGUUCUAUUUUUUGUUGUGAAGGAACAGAAAUCAUAUAGAUCUAACUGAUUCUUUUUCUCUACUGUUUUUUUUCUUCAUUAAAUUCCAAUGUGUUUGUUUGGUUGUUUACUGACUUUCAUGUAAAGAGUGACAACACGUUUUCUUCUUCAUCUUCCUAGCCCACCUUCUUUCAAAGUUGGUACACAAAAUCCCUUUGUCUCAACUUGUCUCUCAUUGCACCUCAUAAAUAUAUUACAAUAUAAAAUAUCAACUUCUUCCAUCUCUCUCAUGGAGUUUGCUCUGUUCUGCACUAGAGUCAAUGCCCUUGUUCUCCUUCUAGCUCUUUGUUCUCCAUACAAGUUCAUUCAGAGCCCCAUGGACUUUGGGCCCUUGAACUUUCUUCAGACCACAAACACAGCAUCCCUUGACUUUGGGAGGAUCCUCUUCAACUCUCCCUCAGCAGUCCUCAGGCCUCAAUCCCCCAGAGACAUCUCUCUUCUACUCAGCUUCCUCUCUGCUUCAUCCUACAGCAAGGUCACAGUUGCAGCAAGAGGAGCAGGUCACUCCAUCUAUGGCCAAGCCCAAGCACUUGACGGCAUUGUUAUUGAGAUGGACUCCAUUCCCUCCAACGUAGUAAUCCGCGAGAAAGGAGAAGAUGAGGCUGGCUUCUCCUAUGCUGAUGUUAGUGGUGGGGCUCUUUGGAUUGAGCUGUUGGAGGAGAGCUUGAAGUUUGGGCUGGCCCCAAGGUCUUGGACUGAUUACCUCUAUCUCAGCAUUGGUGGGACUCUCUCCAAUGGUGGUAUCAGUGGCCAGACUUUCAAAUAUGGCCCUCAAAUCAGCAAUGUCCUGCAACUAGAAGUGGUAACAGGAAAAGGAGAGGUGGUGACAUGCUCACCCAACAAAAGUUCAGAUCUUUUUUAUGCAGUCCUGGGUGGGCUAGGCCAGUUUGGCAUCAUAACAAGUGCCAGAAUCCUGCUACAAGAGGCUCCACAUAAGGUGAGAUGGGUGAGAGCCUUUUAUGAGGACUUCAGUACCUUUAUCAGUGACCAAGAAUUGCUGGUCUCCAUGCCAAACUUGGUGGACUAUGUUGAGGGCUUCAUAGUUCUCAAUGAACAGUCCCUCCACAGCGCUUCUAUUGCCUUCCCUGCCCACCUAGACUUCAUCCAUAAGUUCCAGAGCAAAGGCAGCAGCUCUAAAGUCUACUACUGCGUUGAGUUUGCUGUCCAUGACUACCAAACCAAGGGCACUGAUGUAGAACAAGUUGUGGAGGAGAUUUCAAGGCUGUUGAGCUACUUGCCCUCUCACAUCUACAGUGUGGAGGUCUCCUACUUUGAUUUCCUCAACAGAGUCAGGAUGGAAGAAAUGAGCCUUAGAGGGAGAGGCCUAUGGGAUGUUCCCCACCCUUGGCUUAACAUGUUUGUGCCCAAGUCUGGGAUCAAAGAGUUCAGGGACUUGCUGAUGGAGAAUAUUUCCUCUGAUGACUUUGAGGGCCCUCUUCUCAUUUAUCCACUCAUAAGAGACAAGUGGGACAUGAACAUGUCUGUAGUGUUGCCGGAGGCCGUCCGCGAACAGGUGGUGUAUGUGGUGGGAGUUCUCCGCUCGGCCAGUCCGGCCAGCUGCUCCACCCAUUGCCUCAACAACCUCCUCCACCGCCACCGCCAUGUCGCAGAGACUGCUUCUAGGCCUCACAUAGGAGGCAAGCAGUAUCUGGCCCACCACCCCUCUACAGCCCAUUGGCAGGACCACUUCGGCCCACGUUGGGACCAGUUCAAGGCCCGCAAGUCCCGGUUCGACCCACUUAGCAUUCUGGCCCCGGGCCAUGGCAUCUUUCCAAGGCUCUAUGCCCCUUCACAUUGAUGUCCAUAUAUGUCUCUCGACAGAGAGAAAUUAAUGCCACUGUCAUUAUAAGAACUACAUAUAUACUAUAAAUGGUUAGAGAAAGGGGUAGGAAGAGAAGGUUGGAAACUCUUUUGGUGAUCCAGCUCUGUUCUUGAGUUUCUUUUAUGGGGAUAACUUUUUUGCUUUCGUUCAUAUUAUGAAAGUUUUGGAGAGGACCCAUGUAAGAGAUUUAGGAAUAAUGUACAGGGAAGGGAGUGGAUCACCUGAGAGAGAGGAAGUUGGAGAGAGAUGGGCAUAUUAUUCUGCUUAGUUUAUGAAAAAAAUGUCUUUUUUUUCCCCAUUUCUUCAAAGUUCCAGUCUGGUUUUCUUUA
Molecule: messenger RNA, 2647 nt
Organism: Elaeis guineensis (African oil palm)
Lineage: Eukaryota; Viridiplantae; Streptophyta; Magnoliopsida; Arecales; Arecaceae
Product: cytokinin dehydrogenase 3
Biological process (GO): cytokinin metabolic process
Molecular function (GO): FAD binding; cytokinin dehydrogenase activity
Source: RefSeq, a predicted model, not a curated record